Molecule: messenger RNA, 519 nt
Organism: Gossypium raimondii (Peruvian cotton)
Lineage: Eukaryota; Viridiplantae; Streptophyta; Magnoliopsida; Malvales; Malvaceae
Product: transcription repressor OFP12
Exons: 1
Coding region: 1-519 (172 amino acids)
Biological process (GO): negative regulation of DNA-templated transcription
Source: RefSeq, a predicted model, not a curated record
AUGCGGAACAUAUUCUUGAAAAAAAUUCAUAUCUGCUUCACAAAGCAGAAAUCGGAUCCUCAGUCUCCGAUCAGACCACCAUCACCUACUAAACAACACAUCGCCGUUUCACCAACCUUCAUUGAUACCGGAAACUACUCGGAAUCCGACGCCGACUGGCAGCCUGAUUUGGCCGCAGCAUUCGCUUCCCAGCGAUUUUUCUUCUCUUCUCCAGGCCGUUCCGACUCCAUCAUCGAGUCACUUAAGACGACACCACUACCACCACCAGCAUUGUUGGAUGGUACGGUUGCGAUCAAGAAAUACUCGCGGGAUCCAUACAAAGAUUUCACGUUUUCGAUGAGAGAAAUGAUCAAAGCAAGAAAUAUAAGUGACGUGAAGAAAGAUUGGGAGUUCCUCCAUGAACUUCUCAUUUGUUACCUUAGUUUAAACCCUAAAAAUACCCAUGACAUUAUCAUUAGGGUUUUUGCUGAUAUUAUUGUUCGCUUACUUUCAUCAUCUUUGUGUAACUCUAGAAUCUGA